Messenger RNA from Penicillium mononematosum, 279 nucleotides. RefSeq lists its product as uncharacterized. The transcript has 2 exons. The record is from RefSeq and is a predicted model, not a curated record. Bases 1 to 279 code for a protein of 92 amino acids. Lineage: Eukaryota; Fungi; Ascomycota; Eurotiomycetes; Eurotiales; Aspergillaceae.
AUGCAAAUCCUAGCUCCACUAGACACGCCCCUUGGCCCCACCUCUACGCCGGCUACUGACUCAAUCUAUCCGUGGUUCUCUAACCUCGAUGUUCCCGGUAAUCUGGACGACGAUGCUCAAUCAUUUGGAUCCGAUAUCCCUUACAAGGACGAAUCCCAGGAGCCAUCGCCAUCAACUGGCCACAUGGCUAUUGGCCACGAAUUACCGCCCAUUUGUAUUAUCCAGCUGCCAGUUGAGGAUCAUCUUUCUUUGUCCAUUCCAUCACGCCAUACCGCAUAG